Molecule: messenger RNA, 1035 nt
Organism: Colletotrichum truncatum
Lineage: Eukaryota; Fungi; Ascomycota; Sordariomycetes; Glomerellales; Glomerellaceae
Product: acetyl esterase
Molecular function (GO): hydrolase activity, acting on ester bonds
Source: RefSeq, a predicted model, not a curated record
AUGCUGCUGCUCCAGAUUGCUGCCCUCGCCUCCGUGGUAGCGGCCUCUCAGUGUGGCCUGAAGAAGCUGGAGAACCUGGUGACGUUUGGUGACAGCUACACUGACGAAGGCAGGCUGGGCUACUUCAUCAACCACAACGGUACCGCUCCGCCUGCCGGCACCCUCCUCCCGGAAAGCAACUCUACAGCGAGUGGUGGGUAUGCUUGGGGCCGAUUUGUGGCCAAGUCCACGGGCGCCAAAUACUACAAUUACGCCGUCGCCGGAGCCACCUGCUCGAACAAGAUCAUCUCGCGAGAUUUCCCGGCCAUUUACCAGCCGUUCCCCUCGGUUUUAGAUUACGAGAUCCCGGCCUACAAAGCCGAUCUUGCUUACAAUGAAUUGUACCCGAACAGGCAGGCGAACAACACGGUCUAUGCGCUGUGGAUCGGGACGAACGACUUGGGAUAUGGUGCCUUUCUCACUGACUCUCAAGCUCCCGGAACGACCAUCUCGACCUACGUGGAUUGCAUCUGGGAGGUGUUUGACCACGUCUACGAGACGGGUGGGCGACAUUUCGUUCUCCUGAACCUGGUGCCAUUGGAGCAGUCUCCCCUGUACGCCGCGACUGAUCGUGGGGGCUUUGCAGACAGCCAGUUCUGGCCUAACAAGACGGCCUACAACACGACGGAAUAUCAGUACAAGAUGCUGGAAUAUACGACCAGUGCCAAUACCAUGUUCGACUACGGCGCCCCUUUCCACCUGCUCGUCAAGAAGCGGUGGCCUGGCGCAAGCUUCUCCAUUUUUGACGCCCACAAGCUGCUAAGCGACAUCCAUGCGGAACCGGCCAAGUACUUGGACUCGCCUGCGAAUGUGACGGGCGUGUACAGGGUAUGCGAUCCGGUUACUCGAGCCUGCGUUGACUCUUCCGAAUCGAAGGCUAGCUUCUUGUGGUUUGACGAGCUUCAUCCUUCGGAGCGUGCAGACGAGAUUGUCGCCAAACACUUUGUGGAUGUUGUCAAUGGAAACUCAGCAUAUGGCACGACUUACACGUCCUAA